Chrysochloris asiatica (Cape golden mole) is the source of this 2973-nucleotide messenger RNA. RefSeq names its product klotho (gene KL). Gene Ontology annotation, biological process: carbohydrate metabolic process. The record is from RefSeq and is a predicted model, not a curated record. The transcript is spliced from 5 exons. Bases 1 to 2973 code for a protein of 990 amino acids. NCBI's taxonomy places the organism in Eukaryota, Metazoa, Chordata, Mammalia, Afrosoricida, Chrysochloridae. Gene Ontology annotation, molecular function: hydrolase activity, hydrolyzing O-glycosyl compounds.
AUGCUGCUACUGUUGCUGCUACUGGACCGCCGCCUGCGCGCAGAACCCGGCGACGGCGCGCGGACCUGGGCCCGCUUCGCGAGCCCGCCAACCCCAGAGGCGGCCGGCCUGCUCCACGCCGCCUUCCCCGACGGCUUCCUCUGGGGGGUGGGCAGCGCCGCCUACCAGACAGAGGGCGGCUGGCGACAGCACUAUAAGGGCGCGUCCAUCUGGGACACAUUCACCCACCACCCGCCCGGCGACAACACGCUCGCGGGCCCGCCGUCGGGCGCCCCUUCGCCGUCACCGCCCGCCACCGGGGACGUGGCCAGCGACAGCUACAACAACGUUUACCGCGAUACCGAGGGGCUACGCGAACUGGGGGUCACCCACUAUCGAUUCUCCAUCUCCUGGGCUCGGGUCCUCCCUAAUGGCAGCGUGGGCGCCCCCAACCGGGAGGGUCUGCGCUACUACCGGCGCCUGCUGGAGCGGCUGCGGGAGCUGGGCGUGCAGCCUGUGGUCACCUUGUAUCACUGGGAUCUGCCCCAGCGGUUACAGGACGCCUAUGGCGGCUGGGCCAACCGCGCCCUGGCCGACCUCUUCAGCGACUACGCCGAGCUCUGCUUCCGCCACUUUGGGGGCCAGGUCAAGUACUGGAUCACCAUCGACAACCCUUAUGUGGUGGCUUGGCAUGGCUACGCCACCGGGCGCCUGGCCCCUGGUAUCCGGGGUAGCGCGCGCCUUGGGUACCUGGUGGCGCACAACCUCCUCUUGGCUCAUGCCAAAGUCUGGCAUCUGUACAAUACUUCUUUCCGCCCAACUCAAGGAGGCCGAGUGUCCAUUGCCCUAAGCUCCCACUGGAUCAGUCCUCGAAGGAUGACCGACCACGCCAUCAAAGAGUGUCAAAAAUCUCUUGACUUCGUCCUCGGCUGGUUCGCCAAACCCGUAUUUCUUGACGGCGACUACCCGGAGAGCAUGCGGAGUAAUCUCUCGUCGCUUCUGCCUGUGUUUACGGAAUCGGAGAGAAAGUUCGUGAAGGGAACAGCUGACUUCUUUGCUCUUUCCUUCGGACCGACCUUGAGUUUCCAAUUAUUGGACCCUCACAUGAAAUUUCGGCAAUUAGAAUCCCCCAAUCUGAGGCAGCUGCUUUCCUGGAUAGACCUUGAAUAUAAUCAUCCUCAAAUAUUUAUUGUGGAAAAUGGCUGGUUUGUCUCAGGGACCACCAAGAGAGAUGAUGCCAAAUCUAUGUAUUACCUCAAAAAAUUCAUUAUGGAAACCUUAAAAGCCAUCAGACUGGAUGAGGUCAAUGUCAUUGGGUACACAGCAUGGUCACUCAUGGAUGGCUUUGAGUGGCACAGAGGUUACAGUAUCAGACGAGGACUCUUCUAUGUCGAUUUUCUGAGCCAGGAGAAGAAGCUCUUACCCAAGUCUUCAGCCUUGUUCUACCAAAAGCUGAUCGAGAACAAUGGCUUCCCACCUUUGCCUGAAAACCAACCCCUAGAAGGGACGUUUCCCUGUGACUUUGCCUGGGGCAUCGUUGACCACUACGUACAAGUGGACACCAGGCUGUCUCAGUUUACGGACCCGAAUGUAUAUCUGUGGGAUGUGUACCGCAGCAAGAGGCUUAUUAAAGUGGAAGGUGUGGUGACACAGAAGAGGAAGUCCUACUGUGUUGAUUUUGCUGCCAUCCGCUCCCAGAUUGCCUUGCUCCGGGACACCCACGUCUCCCACUUCCACUUCUCCCUGGACUGGGCCCGCAUCCUCCCCUUGGGUAACCAAUCUGGGGUGAACCACACAGUCCUGCGUUAUUACCACUGCCUGGCCAGCGAACUGGUACGCGCCAACAUCACCCCGGUGGUGGCCCUGUGGCAGCCGAUGGGCCCCCACCAUGGGUUGCCUGUCCCCCUGGCCCAGAGGGGUGCCUGGGAGAACCCCCACACCGCCCUGGCUUUUGCAGAGUAUGCCCGGCUGUGUUUCAGCAAUCUGGGUCACGCCAUCAAGUUUUGGAUCACAAUGAACCAGCCACCAACAAGGAAUAUGACGUACAGCGCGGGGCACAACCUCCUGAGGGCCCACGCAUUGGCGUGGAGGCAGUAUGAUGAGCACUUCAGGGCCUCCCAGAAGGGCCAGGUGUCCAUCACCCUGCAGGCGGACUGGAUAGAGCCAGCUUGCCCUUUUUCCCAAAAGGACAAAGAAGUGGCCGACAGGGUGUUGGAAUUCGACAUCGGCUGGCUGGCGGAGCCCAUUUUCGGCUCUGGAGACUACCCACGUGUCAUGAGAGACUGGCUGGACCAGAGGAACAAUUUUCUGCUCCCUUAUUUCACGGAGGAGGAGAAGCAGUUAGUCCAGGGCUCCUUCGACUUUGUGGCGUUGAGCCACAGCACCACCAUCCUUGUAGACUGGGAGAAAGAGGAUGCCGGGAAAUACAACCAGUACCUGGAGGUGCAAGAGAUGACAGACAUCACUUGGCUGAAUUCGCCGGGCCAGGUGGCCGUGGUGCCCUGGGGGCUGCGCAGGGUGCUGAACUGGCUGAAAUCCAAGUACGGAGACUUCCCUGUGUACAUAAUGGCCAAUGGGAUCGAUGAUGACCCGCAGGACGCCGAAGACCAGCUGAGGGUGCACUACAUCCGCCACUAUGUCAACGAGGCUCUGAAGGCUUACGUACUGGACGGCGUCGACCUUCGUGGCUACUUUGCUUACUCGUUGAGUGAUCGCACGGCUCCAGGCUUCGGUUUCUAUCGUUCUGUUGCGGAUCAACUGGAGCCCAAACUAUCCGUGAGUCAUUACAGGAAGAUCAUUGACAACAACGGGUUCCCGGGCCCCGAGAGUCUGCGGAGGUUUUGUCCAGAAGAAUCGGCCGUGUGCACGGAGUGUGGCUUCUUUGAAACGCGUAAGACUCUCCUGGCAUUCUUAGCGUUUCUGCUCCUUGCAUUUGUGAUUUCUCUGUCCCUUAUUUUUUACUACUCUAAGAAAAGUCGAAGGAGGUACAAAUAA